Molecule: messenger RNA, 1058 nt
Organism: Exophiala mesophila
Lineage: Eukaryota; Fungi; Ascomycota; Eurotiomycetes; Chaetothyriales; Herpotrichiellaceae
Exons: 2
Coding region: 272-844 (190 amino acids)
Source: RefSeq, a predicted model, not a curated record
CCAGUUACAUGCAAGCCUACCCUCCGCAAGCCAUAUCCGGCGCUUACCCCAUGGUGCUCGGAUUGCUUUGGGUAAACGAACAACCCUCAAGUCAAUAAUGUUGCGGUGAAAGUAGCCAGCACUGACCCCGCUUAUCAAGACACGGACCUCACCCCCGACGAAAAUCAUGAUCAUACUUAACAGAAUGAGUAUCUCAGCUCUCUGGGUCAGUAUCUCAUUCGUAUCACAGCUUCUGCGAGACACCAAUCUUUGAACAACUUUCACCCUCGAAAUGUUGUCUAGCUUCAUCAAGAGGUCGUCGCUUCAGACGGUCAAGGCUACAGGCCCACAGUGUGCCGAGUCAGCGAAGCAGAGAAAGAUCGUCUUCUGUGACUGGGGGUUUCAUGGCCGAGCCAGUAGAGACGGAUGGUGUUUUACCUAUGUCGACGAGGUGGACUUUGACCCCGAAGAAGACCUGAGAUUCUACACCCGGACAAACCUUGACCAGUGUGGCGAGAUCCUGGCCAAGUUUGUAAAGUCUCAAUUACGAAAGAACUCGAAUUUAAAAGAAUCGAAAGGAUGGAAAUUCGUCUGUCUCAUUGAAGAUGGCCAAAGCCACACAUUGCCGAUCCAAAGGCGGGAUCGGACACCACGAACAAUGCUGCUCUUUGAACGGGUCACACCGUGCCCUUGUGCAGGAAGACAGCAUCCAUACCACGAGUCCAAGGAAUCCAAAUACACUAUGCACCAGAACGAAGAGAUCUCGUCCUCCCCACCAGAUGUCUAUGAAAUCCAUACUCCGCCUCCUCAAUAUCGGAGUCGCGUGUCGACGCUUGCCACUCUUCAGGAAGAUCAGCAAUCUUAAACUGGGGUGACAUCUGCGACGAGGACCGAGUGAUAUGAAGGACCAUCAUGACCAUCAACCUCAAAGCCUCUUUUAUUGAAAGAGACUUGAUUUGACGAAGAAACGACGUUUUUGCUAGCGUUCGAGCGACUUGAGAUGAUGACCACAACGAUAGAUACGAUAUACCAAUCAUAAAUUGGUACUUUUCCCACGAAUCCACAGAUUAUAUGAAUGA